This is a messenger RNA of Plasmopara halstedii, 150 nucleotides long. RefSeq lists its product as uncharacterized. Bases 1 to 150 code for a protein of 49 amino acids. The record is from RefSeq and is a predicted model, not a curated record. NCBI's taxonomy places the organism in Eukaryota, Oomycota, Peronosporomycetes, Peronosporales, Peronosporaceae. The transcript has 2 exons.
AUGAAGCGUGGUGUUAGCAAGGACUUUGUCAAGAUGUUCGCAGGUUCAUCCUUUGACGGGAGCGAAGCCACACAGCUUCUUGGGUCGCCAGCAUUUGUGUCAUGUACUCAGCUCUUGCCAAUGACAAUGCGAACGUUUACUGACGCUUGA